Messenger RNA from Olea europaea var. sylvestris, 690 nucleotides. RefSeq lists its product as uncharacterized. NCBI's taxonomy places the organism in Eukaryota, Viridiplantae, Streptophyta, Magnoliopsida, Lamiales, Oleaceae. The record is from RefSeq and is a predicted model, not a curated record. The transcript has 2 exons. Bases 1 to 690 code for a protein of 229 amino acids.
AUGGUAGAAAAAUCUGCACCAACUUCUACUGAAAAUGAAGAAAGUGUAGAAAUAUCUACUACCAAAGCACCAAGUCUAGUCAAGGCGUACAUGCCUCUCAUUCAUUUUCCUCAAAGGCUUAAGAAGAAUAGACAAGACAUAAAUUACGAAAAUUUUCUCACUAUUCUCAAGGAGCUCCAGAUCAAUAUUCCGUUCAUUGAUGUGAUAUUAGAAUUUCCAAGUUACGCGAGAUUUUUGAAAAAGAUGUUCACAAAGAAAAGAAAGUUUCUAGAGUUUGAAACUGUGCCAUUAGCUAAGGAAAGUAAUGCAAGAGUGCAAAAUAAAUCGCCUCCAAAAUUGAAAGAUCUAGGGAGUUUUACUCUACCAAUUUCAAUUGGAAAUUCCAGUUCUGUUAAUGCAUUAUGCGACAUAGGUGCUAGUAUAAAUCCGUUGCCAUGUGGCAAAGUUGAGAGUGUACUCAUAAAAGUAGGAAAUUUAAUAUUUCCUGCGGACUUCAUUGUGAUGGACAUACCAGAAGAUCGAGACAUUCUAGUUAUAUUGGGUUGGUCAUUCUUAGCAACGGGACGAACCUUGAUUGACAUGGAGAAGGGUGAGCUAAUAUUAAGGGUGGAAGACAAACAAGAGAUAGUCAAUAUUUACACCUACUAUAAGCUACAUCCCAACAUCAGAAGUUGUUGUAGAUUUGAUUAA